Molecule: messenger RNA, 861 nt
Organism: Didymosphaeria variabile
Lineage: Eukaryota; Fungi; Ascomycota; Dothideomycetes; Pleosporales; Didymosphaeriaceae
Exons: 1
Coding region: 1-861 (286 amino acids)
Source: RefSeq, a predicted model, not a curated record
AUGUUUAAGAAGAUCAAACGUGUUGCGCAACCAGAAGACGACCUCGUGGCUGGUACCACAGCUCUGUCUUUGCACCCUGAUACAGUGCCACCCUCCGGCAAAGAGUGUGCACCACGUCUACAUACGCGUUCGAACACCGAGCCAACCUCAGGGGCAAGGUCCUUUAUCUUUCACGCGCCCGAUGUCCUCUCGGAAACGUCUUCCCAGACUCGACCUACGCUUCUAGAUCCAUCGCCUAUCGAUACCAAUGCAGGCAUGGAACUUCACACUGCCUCGACUCAGGCAUCACCCGGCCAGCCCAACCCGCUUACAGACCCGCCACCCUACUCGCCUACACCAUCAAUUAGCUCGUCUGGCGCACCUGGGAAACCUAACAAAGUCCCUAAACGUCUGCAGUCUCUCCAAUCCUCAGUCGAAGACGGCCGCGCCACCAGCUUCGCCAAAGCCGCCUACUCAGGUGGCAAAGAAGCGCAGAAAACGUUCGUGAAAAACGAGAUGAGGACGCAUGCGAUGAAGACAGGGAAUACGCCGUUGAUAGCCGCCGGUGUGGCGGUUGCGUUCUACAAAGGAGGGAAGGAGGCGAAAAAGGCGUUCAACAGGGCGGAGGUGGAGAGGCUGGAGAGGCUGAUUAGGGAGGGGAAGGCUUUUGUGGAUGAAGAUGGGAAUGUGAUGUUUGUAGGGAAGGAGAAAGGUGGUGUGUGCGAGGGAGCUGGGAUAGGAGUAGAAAGCUGGGAGGAUGCAGUGAGUGAAAAUCAGGUCGAAGAGCAGAUUGAGGAGCAAAUCGAAGAGCAGGUCGAAGAGCCAAACAAAGAGAGCCUGUGGAAGAAAGCCAGAGCAAAGGCGAAACCUGCCGACGGAUGA